AGCACCCAAACCGACCAUCGCAUAUCUGCACACUAUCGGGGCCAGCUGAAAGCCCAGCCGCCUCCUGACACCGCUAGGUGCACAGACAGACCAGCAGCCCGUUGCCGCUGCUAUUGCCGUUGCCGAUCCACACACGAAGUCCUCCUAGAGAGCUGGUCUCCCCGAGCCUUUUCUGACAGCAAGGCCGAUUCUUCCGCGCCCACUUGGCAGCUUCGCUCACCGUCCAGGACGACUUCCGUAUGCAGAGCAUGUCGCUUCUGUUGUAACCAGAGCCAUUGCCCAAUCUGAAAGUCCAAGCCCGACAGAAGCACCCCAUUGCUUUCGCUGCCCGACUUUUCGACCCAAAGUGACGCUUGUCGGGCAAGAUUCUUGGAGAGCCUCAUCCAUACAGCAUCACCCAAGGAGGGGCUUAGAGCCGUACAAUUGCCCGCGGGUGACUUGGCUCAGGCCAUCACGGGAGCAGAAGAGUGGACUCCAGCAUGGACCGCAAUACGCCACCGUCGCCGCCCCGGACCAGAGCAGAACCGCUACCGAUGGGAUUCCAUGAGUUGCUGCAACACAACGCGGCCGAGUCCAUCCAUGCGCACUCGCAACCAGCAUCGAGAUACGGAACACCGGCAGCGCACCUGCAAGACAACAGCCCCUAUGGCCCUAUUCCAGAGCCCUACAGCACUCCCGCAACUUCACCGCCAACGCCGUCGCGGGGUGCCGGUGUCGUGACCACCCGGCGCCGCGCCAAGGUCAUGGGUCCGCAAAGCAUCCGCAUCCAGAAGUCGACGCCCAAGAGGAAGAAAGAACGGUCCAAACCGCCAAAGAACAUGCCGGUGCUGGAUAGGCCGAUGAGCGAGCUGACCAAGAACUCGUCGAUACCCGUUGCCGACAUCGAGACGUAUGUCCACCGGUCGUCCGAGGAACGGCGACAGGAAACAGAGUCGGGCAAGGAACCCGGCCGGAUCAAGAGACCGAUGAAUGCCUUCAUGCUGUACCGCAAGGCGUACCAGCAGCGCGCCAAGGAAUGGGCGUCCCAACACAACCAUCAGAUCGUGUCCCGAGUCUGCGGCAUGAGCUGGCCGCUGGAGCCCGAGCACAUCCGGCAACAGUUCAAAUCGUGGGCUGAUAUCGAGCGUGACAACCACCAGAAGGCCCACCCCGACUACAAAUUCACGCCGUCCAAGCCGCAGAAGCCAGCCCCUAAGUUCCAGGCAGGGUUCGACGAAAACGAUGACGGGUCCGACUUGGAGGACUAUGAUUGGGCCAGCAGAGGAGGUACCCGGAUGCGGUCGGCAACCCACACGCCCGGCGCCGACAGCGAUUAUGUCCCCAGCCGCUCGGUGUAUGCGGCAGCGCACCAGAACCAGCACCAACACCAGCUCGCGGGAAUGCAGGCGAUGGGCAUGAUGCACCAUACCCGAUCGGCAGCCUUUGACUUCAACCCGGGCAAGCCAAUGCCAGCCGCAUAUGACCACCGGGACUUGGCAGGCCAGUAUUAUGAGACGCAGUUCCGCAACCCGCAGCAGAGGCACUUGCACCACGGCGUGGUUGAGGACGUGCUUGUGCACCGGACGCCGUCUCCUAGCCUGGCAUUCCAGCAGCCGCACGACGCGCAGCAUUCGCAUUACGACCUCAGCCAGUACCACCACAACAAAGUUGAGCAGCCGGCCCAACCCCAACUGCAGGUCCAUCAGCAGCAGCAGCAGCAGCAGCACCUCCGCCAGUUCGAGCACCGGAUAGACCCGUCGCUGGUGCCGCAGGACGAAAUCUUGUUCGAUGCGGCCAACUUCAACAGCAUACCCAGCAUGUUUGACGGCGGCCUCGGAGGAGCGCAGCAGUCAUGGCAGACUGCACAGCUGGGGGCGGGCAACGAGGCGGACAGCCAGUUCUCUCACGCCUUCCUGGGCCUCGAUGAGACACUAUCUCUCGAACAGCAUGCCCAGUUUCCGAGAGGCGCUGAUGAGUGGCAGAUCGAGCCGCUUCCCGAAGCGGCCCACUUCGACACGAGCUGGGUUGAACCGAAGGCCGAG
Molecule: messenger RNA, 2021 nt
Organism: Chaetomium strumarium
Lineage: Eukaryota; Fungi; Ascomycota; Sordariomycetes; Sordariales; Chaetomiaceae
Exons: 3
Biological process (GO): anatomical structure morphogenesis; regulation of transcription by RNA polymerase II; cell differentiation
Molecular function (GO): RNA polymerase II cis-regulatory region sequence-specific DNA binding; DNA-binding transcription factor activity, RNA polymerase II-specific
Source: RefSeq, a predicted model, not a curated record